CGCGAUUCGUUCCUCCCAAACCCCAAAAAAGUUCAAUUCCCGCUCCCAAACGGCCCAACCUGAGCUUCCUCUCACCCUCCACCCCUAAAUUUAUGUUUGAUUCCCGAGAAACUUUAGGAAAAUAAAUCAAAUUUUCUCUGGGGCUGUCUAUUAUCUUUUAUCUUUUUAAAGAAAUUUCAUUAUCCUCCUUUCUCUGCCAAAUUCUACGGUUUACUCUCUGGUCCUCGAAGCUCCUCAAAGCUACGUCGUUUUCAAAUUUCUCUCCCUCAUAUUUUCAGGGCAUUGCCUCUAAGAAGUGAGAACAGAAACAGAAAGGCAGAGGUAUGAAGUUCAAGGCAUUCCUCACAGAAAAUGGUGUGAAUCUCCUAGAAAAGAGAUUCCUUCCAGCCCUAGACAAGAUGGGCAAGAUAUGCCACAUCUACUUCACCAGAGACCACACAAUGUUCCUCCACAACCUCCUUAGCGGGAAUGAAGUUCAAUCUAUUGCCCAGUUUCGUAAAGAAGCUCUCUUUGAUGACUACCGAAUCUCCAGCCAGAAUGAGGACCGCAUUGCCUUUGCUGUAGAUAUUUCACUUCUGCACCGUGCCAUUCGUAGUAGUGUUAGCAUUUGUACUGAAUUUGGAAAUGGGCCCACUCAGAAUCGUCUCCAGAUUAAAUUGGUGAAGAAGCUACCACCAAACUGCACUCAACCAAUGCCUUUCCUGACCUUUGAAACCAAGGGUUAUAAAUCUGCAGUUAUUCAAGAUGUACCAAUCUCAAAACCUCUUUCUAGAGCUCAAGUUCUUGAACUCCAAGCUGCUCUUGAUAUGGCUCAAGAUUUGCCUCAGACUCUGGUUCAGAUUCAAGAUUUGAAUCAGUUGCAGAACUUUGUGGAUAGGAUGAAGCAUGUUGGUGAUUUGCUAAACGUCUCUAUUAGCAAAUAUGGGGAUCUACAUGUCCAGAUUUCAACAACAUUAAUCACACUUGGUGCUGAGUUCCGGAAAUUGUUGGUCAUAGGAGAGCAAGCGGAUGCACCAGCUGAAGAUAGAAAUCUGAGUGCUCAGACUCGGUCAGCAAGAGCAAUUUUGAGGGGUGAUGCUCAGUCUGUGCAAGUGAGUGUGAAGCACUUUGCUAAGAGCCUCCAGUGUCACUUGGCGAAGCCAGACUGUGCUUUCUAUGGGAUUGCUCCACAGGGUGCUUGCUUGACGGUGAUAUUUCAAUUCUUCAUUCCCGGUUCUCGUCAGACUGAUAAAUCAAUCAGUCUGCAUUGCAGGCUUCCUGUACUUGACCCAGGGUCCAGUUGAAGGCCAGUUAGUUCACCAUCAAUGACUUAUCAAAAAAAAAAAAAAAAGUUAGUUCACCAUCAAUGGUUAGUUUCUAUGGCUUUGUAGUAAAAUGGUCACUAUGAUAUUAACUAAUUGUCAUUCACAGUUGCAGGGCUCUGUAUGCAUUUGUAGUACUUAACCAACAGUAUUUUGCAUUCACAAGUGCUUGUUUUUUGUCAA
Messenger RNA from Alnus glutinosa, 1484 nucleotides. RefSeq lists its product as uncharacterized. Bases 324 to 1283 code for a protein of 319 amino acids. Gene Ontology annotation, biological process: nucleotide-excision repair; mitotic DNA replication checkpoint signaling; mitotic intra-S DNA damage checkpoint signaling. Lineage: Eukaryota; Viridiplantae; Streptophyta; Magnoliopsida; Fagales; Betulaceae. The transcript is spliced from 2 exons. The record is from RefSeq and is a predicted model, not a curated record. Gene Ontology annotation, cellular component: site of double-strand break; checkpoint clamp complex; nucleolus.